GCGGCGGCGGGCGGCCAGGGUACCAUGGGCUUCUGCUCGGGCCGCUGCACGCUCCUGGCGCUCUGCGCCCUGCAGCUGGUCACUGCCCUGGAGAGGCAGGUGUUUGACUUCCUGGGCUACCAGUGGGCGCCUAUCCUGGCGAACUUCAUCCACAUCGUCAUGGUCAUCUUGGGGCUCUUCGGCACCAUCCAGUACCGGACGCGCUACAUAGUGGUGUAUAUUGUGUGGGCAGCUGUCUGGAUCACCUGGAAUGUCUUCAUCAUCUGCUUCUACCUGGAAGUGGGCGGCCUGUCAAAGGACAGUGAGCUCCUCACCUUCAACCUGUCCCCGCAGCGCUCCUGGUGGCUCGAGCAUGGGCUGGGCUGUGCGCGCAAGGUGGAGAUCACAGCCGGCUUCCGGGUCCUGCACGACCAGGCCCUGGCGUCUGGUGGCCUCUGUGCCCUAGAGCACAGCUAUGUGGAGGCUCUGCACAGUGGCCUGCAGAUCCUGGGGGCACUCCUGGGCUUCGUCUACGGCUGCUACGUGGUCAGCGUGUUUACGGAAGAAGAAGACAGCUUUGAUUUCAUUGGUGGAUUUGAUCCUUUCCCUCUGUACCAUGUCAAUGAAAAGCCGUCCAGCCUCUUGUCCAAGCAGGUGCAUUUGCCUGCCUAAGUGAAGAGGCCCUGAGCCUGUUCCUGUGACGUGGCCUCAGCCAGGAGGCAGUAAGGUGGCCCCCGGCCACUGAAGACAGACUCCUGUCCACCCAGUGUCUACCCAGGCUCACCAGGGACCUUGGCCUGGGUGCCAGUGUAGGGCUGAGUGACCGUGAAAGAGUUUGUAAUGUCUGCUUUCUGAAAAAAAACAACAACAACAGAAAAGACAAAAGAAAACCGACCAGAAAACUGCAUCCCCAGGUUCCUUGCUGGGAUUUCAUCUCCAUCACAGCCUGGAUGGCUUCUGAGGAGCCCUUCUCCACUGCCCUGCCCUGGGGCAGCUGGACCUGCAGGCUGAGCCCCGGCUGCCAGGGGUACAGAGCUCAUGGCGGGGUAGCAGUACGGGAAAUGGAACCCUACAGGGA
Molecule: messenger RNA, 1057 nt
Organism: Perognathus longimembris pacificus (Pacific pocket mouse)
Lineage: Eukaryota; Metazoa; Chordata; Mammalia; Rodentia; Heteromyidae
Gene: Nkain4
Product: sodium/potassium transporting ATPase interacting 4
Exons: 7
Coding region: 25-651 (208 amino acids)
Biological process (GO): regulation of sodium ion transport
Source: RefSeq, a predicted model, not a curated record